AUGCGUAAGGCUUCAUCGGCACAUUUGGUGCCAAUCGCAACAGGAUCCUUCCUGUUGCUAUUAUUUGCGUCACUGGCAUACGGUGAACCGAAGAGCCAUCCUAUAACGACUCAGCUAUCGGCAAAAUGGGGCAUUACUCCGCUGCAGCUAGAAAUUGCGGAGUUUAUCGAUGAAGAAAGUGCCAACUCGUUCUGGGACUACGUGGAGCUACUGCAUAGUGGUUCUGGCGGGCUAUACCGUUUCGAUACGGAAGAAAAACGUUAUCAAAAAUCCAUCGAAUUAGCCUCGGAAAUACUUGGCGAAGGACAAAUCAGCUUACUAAAGCUGGCCCUCUCAUUGCAUAGUUUCUCACCAAAAGUGCAGGCCCACCUGCAGGUGGCCACUGAAGUUUUGGCGAAAGGUGACUGCGAGACAACGAUAUUUGCCAGUAUCAAUGGAAAGGUGGCAUGCGGAGUGGACGACCUAAAGAGUAUCCUGAAGGCAGGAGGAAAGGAUUCAUCUCCCAUCGAAACGUUUGCCAUCGACCAUAUUUAUCCUGGAUCGGAAAACAACUCACUAACCGUUGUGCUGUACGGAGAGAUAGGAACGCAAGAGUUUAAGAAGUUCCACGAUAUUAUCCGUCCGGAAACCGAGCGUGGUGUUGUGCGAUACACUUUACGGCAUUAUGUGAGAAAAGUCUCUUCUAGAAAGGUUCGCCUUUCCGGUUACGGUGUAGAAAUGCAUCUCAAAUCCACCGAGUACAAAAGCCAGGAUGAUUCGCCGCGUCCACAGGACUCAUCGUCUUCUGCGGAUGCCGAAGACUCUACCAGCGAAAUGGAAGUUGAAGUGGAAGGCUUUGAUUUUGCUCAAUUGAAGAAACGUUUCCCUCAUUUAGUACAUUCUUUGGAUCGUUUCCGGAACGCUUUGCUGGAGAAACAUGAAGAAAUUGCGCCGCUUAAGGCAUGGGAGUUCCAAGAACUCGGUUUGCAAGCCGCUCAAAGGAUUGCUGAAAUACAGGGCGAUGAAGCGUUGCAGAUGUUGCAGUUUACCUCUCAGAAUUUCCCCACGCAGGCAAAGUCACUGCUUUCGCAAACGGUACCAGAGGAGUUUAAGAAGGAAAUGCGACACAACACGGAAGUGUUUGGACGUAAUUUGAACCUACAGCCGCCGGAUUCGGCCCUGUUUCUCAAUGGUUUGUUUUUCGACGCCGAAACGAUUGAUACAAUCACACUACUAGAUACACUGCGAUCAGAAAUGCGCGUUCUCGAGGGCUUAAAUCGUAUCAAUAUACGAGGGGAAACGGCAACGCCAUUGCUUGGGCUGGAUUUAUCUGCCAGCUCGAAGGAGUUCGCGAUCGAUAUCCGCGAUUCGGCGAUUACAUGGAUCAAUGAUCUGGAAAAUGAUGCACAGUAUCGCCGGUGGCCAGGAAGCCUGAAAGAUCUGCUCAGGCCUACUUUCCCGGGAAUGCUGAGAAAUAUUCGUAAAAAUCUAUUUAACCUGGUGUUGAUUGUGGAUCCAGUUGAAGGCGAUAGUUCUGGCAGGGACAUUGUGAAGCUUGCAGAAAGUUUCGUUGUACAUAUGGCUCCCGUCCGCAUUGGGCUAGUGUUCAAGACGGGUGAAGGCGAGGACUAUCGUGCGCUGACUUGCGGUUUCAACUAUGUGCAUCAGAAGAAAUCGGCCACCGAAGCGCUCGGAUUUUUGACCGACCUAUUCGCGGCUACAGUUGAUCAGAAUGUUAUCCGUUAUGCCGACGUGCGGCAGGUGUUGAGGAAAAAAUUCAACCGCUUGAAGAUAGAGGAAGUGGAUGAGAUUUUGGGAGAAGACUCAGAUUUCGAUUAUGGACGGCAGCUAGCGCAGGAGUUUAUUGACCGACUUGGGCUGAAGAUUGUGCCUCAAGCCUUGCUGAACGGUGUCCUUCUGCCACAAACGACACUGACAAGCGACGAGUUUGAAGAAACGAUCCUAACGGAAAUAAUGCAGCAAACACCGACUCUCCAAAAGGCCGUCUAUUUGGGAGAUCUCCACGAGGGAGAACCAGUCAUCGAUUACCUGAUGAAGCAGCCGCACGUAAUGCCUCGGUUGAAUCAGCGAAUUCUGUCUCAGGACGAACCGCAGUUUCUUGACAUGUCUGGACGAGCACAUCCAGACCUGGAGGACGUCACUGCGCUUGGUCAGCUUUCGAAUCCAGACCUUACGGCAACAUUAAUGAAAAAUUUAAAAUAUUUCGGGGGCAAAUCAACGUACGAAAAGUUCCUAGGAUAUCGAGUGCAUUUCCUUACGGUGUGGGUUAUAGGCGAUUUACGACAGGAAGCGGCACGAAAGCAGCUUAAAAAUGCACUUAAGUACAUGAAAUCUUCCUCAGGUACACGCGUGGCGUUCAUUCCAAACGCAGACGGCACGGACGCGAUUCGCUCCGAGUUGAAAAAAGAUCUUAAUGCAUUGGUUUGGGCUACUAUCAACACAUUGGAGGCGGAUGAAUCUUACGAUCUUGUGAUGAAGCUAUUUGAAGCACACGAAUCCGAUCCAAGUAACUUUGCCUCGUCAGUUCCGGAUUCCGUGCUUGGUUUCCUGCCAGCGUCGCAAAUGCAUUUGAAAAUGCUACGUGUAUAUUGUCAGCGCGUGCUCAAGUUGAAAGCAUCGGCCAGCACAGUCAUGGCCAACGGGCGACUACUCGGCGUGUUUGAAACGAACGAAGUGUUUGAUACGGAAGAUUUCAGCCUCCUGGAGAGCUUUAACGGGCUGCAAUACACGGAUAAAAUUCGCAGUGCAAUGAAACAGGCUGCCUUGUCCGAUGUGGUAGACACACCGGCUAUGACAAGCGAUACGAUUAUGAAGUUAGUUUCGAUCCUAGUGCCCCGGCAACAGUCGAAGUCGCGCUACACAAUCCCAUCGGAUGUGCAGGAUAGUCGUACGGUGGUGAAAUUAUCCCCAAAGCGUACCGAUCAACCAUUUUUCGAAAUUGUCGCUGUGCUCGAUCCAGCAUCCCGUGGUGCUCAGAAACUGUCGUCACUGUUGCUGCUGCUCCGCGAUGUCGUCAACUGCCAAAUGAAAAUCUUCUUCUGUGCCAUCGAUAAACACAGCGAUAUGCCGGUCAAAACAUUUUAUCGUUUUGUUGUCGAACCAGAGUUACAAUUUACUAACGAUGGUAGACUAGCGACGGGCCCGUCGGCUAAAUUUGUCGGAUUACCAGCAAACCCACUGCUGACGCAAAGCCUUAACGUUCCUGAAAACUGGUUGGUGGAAGCCGUCCGCUCGGUAUAUGAUCUUGACAAUAUCAAGCUAUCAGAGAUCAAUGGACCGGUGCAUUCGGAAUACGAACUCGAGUAUCUUCUGCUUGAGGGACACUGCUUCGACAGUGCUACCGGUUCCCCGCCGCGUGGUUUACAGAUUACCCUUGGCACCGAAGAUCGUCCAAUCAUCGUGGACACGAUCGUGAUGGCCAAUCUCGGCUACUUCCAGCUCAAAGCGAAUCCAGGCGCUUGGAUAUUGAAGCUACGACACGGAAAGAGUGCCGACAUCUACGACAUAACAAGCGCGGAUGGUCCAAAUACGGUACAUACUCCCGAAAGUACGCGCGUGAUCAUUAGUUCGCUACGAUCUCACGUCCUGAAGUUACGCGUAACAAAGAAGGCUGGAAUGUCCGGGAUUGAUUUGCUGGGCGAUGAGAAAGAUGGUGCCGCCGGAGGUGGGAUUUGGGAUUCUAUUAGCUCGAUCGUCGGAACCGGCAGUGACGGCGGUAACAGUGCCGGUACGGGUGAAACGGAAGUACUUAACAUCUUCUCCGUCGCAUCCGGCCAUCUGUACGAGCGUUUGCUGCGUAUCAUGAUGUUGUCGUUGUUGAAGCAUACCAAUACGCCGGUGAAGUUCUGGUUCUUAAAGAACUAUUUGUCACCACAGUUUAUCGAUUUCUUGCCACACAUGGCAGCGGAGUACGGCUUCCAGUACGAACUGGUGCAGUAUAAGUGGCCUCGCUGGUUACACCAGCAAACGGAAAAGCAGCGCAUUAUCUGGGGAUACAAAAUCCUCUUUUUGGAUGUAUUGUUCCCGCUGGAUGUUAAGAAGAUCAUCUUCGUUGAUGCCGAUCAGAUCGUGCGGGCUGACAUGAAGGAACUGAACGACUUUGAGCUUGGUGGUGCUCCGUACGGCUACACGCCGUUCUGCGAUUCGCGUCAAGAGAUGGAAGGAUUCCGUUUCUGGAAGCAGGGUUACUGGAAGAACCAUCUGCAGGGACGGAGGUACCACAUUUCUGCAUUGUACGUGGUCGAUCUGAAGCGGUUCCGCAAGAUCGCCGCAGGUGAUCGCAUCCGUGGACAGUAUCAAGCGCUCAGCCAAGAUCCGAACAGUCUGUCCAAUCUUGAUCAGGAUCUGCCGAACAACAUGAUCCACCAGGUGGCAAUAAAAUCGCUUCCGCAGGAGUGGCUUUGGUGCGAAACGUGGUGCAGCAGCGAAACGCUGCAGUAUGCCAAAACCAUCGAUUUGUGCAAUAAUCCGCUAACGAAGGAAGCCAAACUGACGGCUGCGCAGCGCAUUGUACCAGAGUGGAAGGAUUACGAUGGGGAGAUCAAGCGGCUACAGGCCAAGGUUGACGACAGGGAGCAUGAAGAGCAAGCAGCGGCAGCUAUGGGUGUUGACCCCAGCAAUGUACAUUCCGUAGAAGGCAAAGGAUCUAAUCCAGAGGCGCGGCACACUGAGCUGUGAUUACGCGCGGUGCUUCAGGUGCUCUAAUCGGUAACUAAUGGACGGUUAAUGUGAUUUAUCGUCCGAUUGUUUAUCGAUUGCGUGUAUGUGCGGGUGAAUGUGUGUGUGUCUGUGAGUGAUCUUAGAUGAAAAUCGCCAUGAGUAGUGUCGAAUAAAAGUGAGAACAAAUUUAAGGAAUA
Molecule: messenger RNA, 4856 nt
Organism: Anopheles nili
Lineage: Eukaryota; Metazoa; Arthropoda; Insecta; Diptera; Culicidae
Gene: Uggt
Product: UDP-glucose:glycoprotein glucosyltransferase
Exons: 6
Coding region: 1-4677 (1558 amino acids)
Cellular component (GO): endoplasmic reticulum
Molecular function (GO): UDP-glucose:glycoprotein glucosyltransferase activity
Source: RefSeq, a predicted model, not a curated record